GAAGACAAUCCGCGCGGUCGCCUCGCGCAUUCGUACUAACACCGGCCGCUUCCCGCGCGCUUUUACGCGGGAAACUAAACUAACGCACUUUUGUUUUUAUUUAUUGUCGAAACCUAAAAUUGAACUUUGAUUUUAAUUUUAAAAGUGUUGCUAUUGACAGUGAAUAUUUUUUAUUUGGAAACAACGAAUUUAUAAUAUUUGUCUUGUUUUACGUGUUACUUUUUAAAUUAAAAUGAAGCCCUCAACGAAACAGAUCAAGAGUUUCUGCAGCCUUCUUGUCCUGGUGCUGCAGACGUCGUAUGCGUCUGGAGGGUCCCAGUUCUCUUCCCACGUGACCGUGAACACUCCAACCAGGAGUUACUCCCAUGGCGUGGGGGAUCCAAUACCCGCCGGGAGGAGGGCUUAUCAGAGUCCCCUGCAACGACCGGGAUUGAGAUAUGGAAGACGACCACAGAACCAAGGCAAUGGUUACCCUAGAAUAAAACCGACAAUACCAUUCAACAACGAAGAGAGGCCUGCCAGCAACUUCAACAUUUCGCCGUGGCAGCAAAAUAGUUUUCAAGAAGUACCAAUCCCUGUGCUUCCACCGUCUCCGUACAAAGUGGACUCGCCAGACCCGGAGUCGCUAUGGCCUGAAGGUCUGUUCCUGCCCCCUCUACGGCCCUACACCUUCGCUGCCAACCGUCGCUCAGACUCCGGCCAGGUAUCAGGAUCAGAUACCCUGGAUCCAUACCUACUAGAAGGCUCGGAAGCUAUUGCUGCGGUAACGAGAGCGAAGGACCACGGCCAGCUCUACUUCCACGAUAUUCCACACAUUGAGUCCCUUCUCGCCAAUCAAGGACUACGAGUCAAGAACCGACUGAAGCCCCAUCGUUUAGGCAGCAUACGACACACCUGGCCAUACAACCGACCGUAGCAGAACAAAUAAAGAAAACAUUAAAAAUAAUC
Pectinophora gossypiella (pink bollworm) is the source of this 948-nucleotide messenger RNA. RefSeq lists its product as uncharacterized. The transcript has 5 exons. The coding region runs from base 233 to 916 and encodes 227 amino acids. NCBI's taxonomy places the organism in Eukaryota, Metazoa, Arthropoda, Insecta, Lepidoptera, Gelechiidae. The record is from RefSeq and is a predicted model, not a curated record.